This is a messenger RNA of Bolinopsis microptera, 4006 nucleotides long. RefSeq names its product membrane-associated phosphatidylinositol transfer protein 2-like. Lineage: Eukaryota; Metazoa; Ctenophora; Tentaculata; Lobata; Bolinopsidae. Gene Ontology annotation, cellular component: cytoplasm. Gene Ontology annotation, biological process: phospholipid transport. Bases 75 to 3269 code for a protein of 1064 amino acids. Gene Ontology annotation, molecular function: phosphatidylinositol binding; phosphatidylcholine binding; phosphatidylinositol transfer activity. The record is from RefSeq and is a predicted model, not a curated record. The transcript has 24 exons.
CUAUGAAAAUAGCAUUGAAAAGGAACACCUGAGGGAAAGGGAGGCUUCCAGGCCCUUGUUGCUACGCUUGAAGAAUGUUGAUUAAAGAAUAUCGCAUACCAUUGCCCAUGUCUGUGGAGGAGUACAAAAUUGCUCAACUGUACAUGAUCCAGAGGAAAAGUAAAGAAGAGUCUCAAGGUCGGAACAGUGGGAUAGAAAUAGUAGAGAACAAACCAUACACUGACGGACCAGGAGGCGAGGGGCAGUACACUAAAAAGAUAUACCACAUAGCGGGACAUGUUCCUCAGUACAUUAAAAACGUUAUACCCAAGUCAGCGCGGUCACUGCACGAAGAGGCGUGGAAUGCCUACCCCUAUGCAAGGACCAAGUUCUCCUGCGAGUUUGUACCUAGAUUUGUCCUGGAUAUCGAGAGCAGAUAUGUAGCUGACUGUGGGACACAGGAGAAUAUCUUCAAUCUGUCACCAGAAGAGUUAGCACAGAGGGAAGUUGUGUUUUUAGACGUUGUCACUGACAGAGUAGAUGGAGAACCAUUAGAAGAAGAGAAUCCUCUUCUCUUCAGAUCAGAUAAAACUGGGCGUGGCCCUCUGAAAGCUACAUGGAUUAAGGACGAGGAGUGGGAGCAUGUUUUCUGUGCUUACAAACUCUGUAGGGUAGAUUUUCCUUUUUGGGGCUUUCAGACCAGAGUAGAGAGGUACGCCAAUGACUACGGUAUCAGGAAGAUAUUGGUGAAGGCACACAGGCAGGCUUGGGUCUGGCAAGACAGUUACCAUGGACUGACGAUAGAGGACAUCAGGCAACUAGAAUACGAGACCCAGGAGAUGCUGCAACGACUUUAUGCUGAGGAGGGAACAGGGACCACACCUACUAACUCCGUGAUCCCUACCCCCUCUCCUCCUCGGCUAGAUGCUAUAGCUAAACUGGAGAGUUCUUCCUGUCUCUCCCAACUAUCUCUUACCGUGUCGGACUCUGAGUCGGAGUACUUUGACGCUAACGACUACAACGACGAAGAAGAAGAUCCCCACGCUUUUUUGUACCACGACAACAACGACCACCCCAAGUUGAUAUCCACCAACUCUGCGGACAGUGCCAAGUCAGACGACUCUCAUGGUCAUGGAAGGUUGUUGCCCUCGCAGAAGCUGCUGUUUAUUGUAUUUCACGGAGGUACACUGCUUGACAUGAACACGGACACCACCAAACUGGCAGACUGCCAGACCCUGCAUCAGAGUCUGUCUAAUGUGAUAAACACUCUCUGUCCUACCUACAGAAACAGGAUAGAGAUAAAGUUAGUUCAAUGCCCACAAGUAUGUGCCGAUGUGGUCGCUUCUCUGGUUGGUUCACUGCCUUCUGUUGGACCAGAUCGGUGGCAGAACGAAUGUCUGGAUCAUGGUUACGGACUGAGCGGGGAGGUGGAGAUACCCUUCGAGCUGAUACCGGUGCUAACAUGCCAGACCGCUAAAUACCAGGAGGGACUCAAGACAGUGUGCAGGGAAGCUAACUCCGUGUUUAACGCUUAUCGUGAGGAGGACAGUAGUUUCACUCAUAACCAGGUAACAGUGAUAGGGGAUGUAGUAGGCUCUAUCUUAGCCUACGAUAUCCUGUGUCAUAGUGACGAGGAACUAGACCCAGGGUUUGACUUCCUAGUGGACAAGUUUUUCUCCUUCGGUUCUCCAAUCGGGAACCUAGUCUUACAUCGAGCACUCCAGAACAAGCCAGUGCACCCAAAGAAGCUGGUGACCCAGUUCUACAACCUGUUCUACGCUUCCUCGCCGGGUGCUGUUAGAAUUGAACCUGUUCUGGACGGACACUUCGCUUCAUUUCCGCCCAUCUGUAUCCCCCGCUUCAACAAGUCUCCGUACGGAGCCGGAACAAAGUACAAUAUAAACUCUUUUCUAGAGCGGAACCACACGUUCUUACAGGACCCUAUACACCCUAUAAACCCUAGCAUUGCUACACAUGAUCCAACUAGCACCUCUGCUAGUUUAGUUCGACCCAUUACAACCUCUUCGUUAGGAAUGUCAGGGGUAUCAGAAUGGUGGGGAACUAAACGUAUAGACUACGCUCUCUACUACCCUGAAGCUCUGCGCUCUUUUCCUUCUCUCAUCCUGCCAGCUCUUCUACACAGCAGUUAUUGGGAGAAUUACGAUGUGGCUGCGUUUGUUGUCCAGCAAGUGCUAGGACUGGACGAAGCCCUGCCCUCUACUCCCCACAUAACACCCCGAAACACUGAGACGGAUCUCCUUGCUGCUGCUCAGUCCGCCAGCUCCGCUAACAACACGGAGAAGUGGCUCAGACGGCGUACUAAGUUGAAGGUUAACAAUUUGAACCCUAACCACCGCUGCUUCGAUACGAUCUAUUUGGAGGGGCAAGAGCAGGAGAUAUUUGCUAAGUUUUUCUACGGACCAUUGGAUGCGCUCAGCUUGGUCGGAGAAAAGGUGGAUAUUAGUAUAAUGGACCCACACCCCGGAGGAGAGUACAACUUUCUGGGGACCCAAGUAACCAGUCAAGGAGGCAGGAUUAACUUCAAGAUCCCGGAGAACUACAAAUUUGGGACGGGGUUGUACCCGGUGAAAUGUACGGUUCGAGGAGAUAAAUCCACUGCUGAGGGUUUUAUGGCGGUGGUUCCUCCGGGGACGGAAUGUGUUGUCUUCUCUAUUGACGGUAGUUUCACUCUUAACAUGUCGCUCAUGGGAAGGGAUGCUAAAAUACGACCUGGUGCCGUCGAGGUUGUUCGGUUGUGGCAGGAGCUGGGUUUCGUCAUAAUCUACAUCACAGCCCGACCAGAUCUCCAGAAGGAGAGCGUGUUGGAGUGGCUGGGUACCCACAAUUUCCCGCACGGCAUUGUGGCAUUCAGUGAUGGAAUCAGUCCCACUGAUCUCCUCAAGGACAAGAUGGAGUACUUGAUUCGACUAAAAAACGAGUGCAAGUUGAACAUUUACGCUGCAUAUGGAAGCUCCAAGGACAUUAAUGUAUAUCAAUCAGCUGGAAUUCCACUAAGUAAAAUGUACAUUGUAAAACCGAAGAAUCCAAAGCGAAAACAUCAGCUUGAUGACGUUUUCACGAUUGACUACGAAACAUACGGCUCUCACUUGACAAUGCUGAGACAACUUAUGAAACGGCGAGCCAGCUCGACCCUCAAAGUCCCGCACCUCACAUUUAAGGAACAAAAAGAGACAUCCCCAAUCCUAGUGACUUCAAGGAGAAUUUCUAAAGAUAGGAGAGAUUCUACUAGUCAGAUCGGGGGUUCACGCAACGUCAUAUCUGAACAAUAAUAACAUGUAAACUGGAUCAACAACAACCACUUCACGGAUCAUUACCAGUACCUGAAAGGCUUGGCACCUAAAUCCUCAUCCUGGACUCGAGUCCCAAUCAGUGUUGACGUCUUCAAAUUCCCCUCCGAAAAGAGGGUUUCUCGUUGUGGCACGAUAAAGAGACAAUUCUCCGCUACAAGGAGUCGGACAGAUCUGUUACAAUUGCCCUCCACCUCAGAGUUGAGGGAGGACACGUGACAGGGCGCGCGUCACCGGGCGCACGUGCAACAGGGCCCCGGAGCUAGACUUUAAUUUGUUUAUACUCGUCCAGAUUUACAUGUGCUAUCAGAUGUUUAGUUUUAUGUUAGGAGACACUCUUGAGAUGAUAUAUGUUGAACCAUAUAAUACAUUUGGUGAAAUCUGCUGAUCUGCUGGGCUGUGCUGAUCAGGUGAUAUCACAUCGUUCUGAUAAAACCAAUGUUCGGGUUAACCUGUUAACCUGUUAACCUGUUAACCUGUUAACCUGUUAACCUGUUAACUUGUUAACCUGUUAACCUGUUAACCUGUUAACCUGUUAACCUGUAACCUGCUAUUCUCGAGUAUUAAAGGCUAGGGUAUUAGAUUAAAAUAAAUUUAUAUACUGUCUGAUAAAAGGGCAAUGAGGCGUGCAGUUUAUACCUUUGAUUUCCUGCCUAGAACAGAAAAUGUAGAAGUAGAAAAUGUUUGUGUCACUCUCAUUUUGAUUUAUUGAAUAUCAA